AUGGGGAAAGGAAUGAAUCCGGAAAAAGCUAUUGCGUUCACGAAGCUCAGUGUUCUUCUGACUUGCACUUGGCCACCAUCGCCUAGGACAACGAAAACUCAACUCUUCUAUUUUAAUACAUUAUGGUUCGCUGCUUUCGCCAGUGCGAUAGGGUUGUUCUUGCCGUUGCUCACAGCUAUUUACGAGUACCGAAGUGAUCCGAUCGUUCUUGGGAAAAGUGUGUGUCUUUGCGCGGCCGUCGCUCAGGUGACUAUUAAAAUGAUCAUGUGUCGUUCACAGCAGAAGCAGUUUCAGGUGCUGUACUUCGACAUGGAGGAAUUCUGCAAACGUGCCACGCCGUCUGAAAGAAUCGUUCUCCAACGUUACGUGGACAGAUACAAAUACAUCCACGGCGUUUACACGCUGUGGUGCUUUCUCACCACGGUGUUCGUCAUAAGUGGCCCAUUGUACUCACCGCAGACCUUCCCGACGCACGCGAUAUAUCCAUUCUCGGUGGAACGUCAGCCACUGAAAUGCUUCAUAUUUCUCCAUCAAUCGUUGGUUGGCUUUCAGGUGUCCUCCGGUAUGGCCACCGAUACUCAGGUAGCUCUUCUCUUGCGAUACGCGGCUGCGAGGUUCGAGCUUCUCGGGAUGCAGUUGCACGCCGCCAAGUCUGGCCGUGAGUUGAACGCCUGCAUAAAAGAGCACAGUGAGCUUCUUAGGUAUACGAGAAAAGUGUGCGAGAGCAUCAGAUUUUUGGUACUGGCGACAGUCGCGACGACAAUCAUAGCCGUGAUAUUUGGCAGUUUAAAUUUGGUCACUGACCAGCCGCUGCCAUUGAAAAUUCUUUACGCGAUGAUAGUAUUUAGCGCCAGCGUGGAGCUCUUCAUGUACGCUUGGCCCGCUGACAAUCUGAUGCGUAUGAGUGCAAGAAUUGCUACAGAUGCCUACAAUACUAAUUGGUUCGAAAGUGACUUGGCGAUGCAGAGGAAGAUAUACUUCAUCAUUCGGAGGUCUCAGAAGCUGGAAAUUAUUCGUAUCAAUGGUAUCGUGCCAAGGUUAUCAUUGCUUUACUACGCAAAGGAGCUGAUGGAAGCGAUGGAAGUAUGUCUCAAGAACGCGAACGUUCGCGAAAAUCUGGUGUUCCAAUGGUACGUCGACAGGUUCGCCACGUUCUACGGGAUGUCGACGAUAUGGGUGUACGUAACGGGAACGGUUACAGUCCUGGCCACUCUGGUCACCCCGGAUCCCUUCCCGACCAACGCUGUCUACCCGUUUCCUGUCGACUACGAACCCCUGAAAACAUUUAUAUUCCUCCUCCAAGCGGUCACGAUACUCGAAUAUGUUUCAAGCGCGUGCGUUAACGUGCUUUGCGCUUUGCUGUUACUCUUUGCCGCGGCUCGUUUUCAGACCUUGUACAUGGAACUCCGCGAAGUGAAAAAUGUCGACGAAUUGAUAAACUGUGUGAAGAAGUAUUACAUCCUGAAAAGGUACGCGAACGAAGUGGUUAAAGCUAUGCAGUUCGUAACUCUGUUCACGGUAAUGCAGAGCGGUGUGGCAAUUGUAUUUUGCGGUAUUACUUUGAUUCAACCACAACCGUUCAAUGUGAAAGUCCAAUAUUUGUUUGUGAUUGCGACUGCGUUGAUGGAGGUCUUCAUGUGUGCGCGUCCCGCUGAUCAUCUGUUGGAUAUGAGUGAAAAUGCUAUGCAAGGUAUAUACGAAUCGAGAUGGUACGAUCAGUCAACGAGUGUGCAAAAGGCAGUGAGCAUCAUGUUAUUACCACAGAAACCAGUGGCCAUUAGAAUCCCUUGCAUCGUCCCAACUCUUUCAUUGGAUUACUUUUGCUCGUUUGUCACCAAUGUGUUUUCUUUAUUCUCCGUUCUACGUGCUGCCAUUUCUCAAGAUGUGUAA
Molecule: messenger RNA, 1890 nt
Organism: Osmia lignaria (orchard mason bee)
Lineage: Eukaryota; Metazoa; Arthropoda; Insecta; Hymenoptera; Megachilidae
Source: RefSeq, a predicted model, not a curated record